Messenger RNA from Gasterosteus aculeatus aculeatus (three-spined stickleback), 5728 nucleotides. RefSeq names its product AP2 associated kinase 1a (gene aak1a). Lineage: Eukaryota; Metazoa; Chordata; Actinopteri; Perciformes; Gasterosteidae. The record is from RefSeq and is a predicted model, not a curated record. Gene Ontology annotation, molecular function: ATP binding; protein kinase activity. Gene Ontology annotation, biological process: protein phosphorylation.
ACCAAUCACAUCGCGAGGAGUCCAGGAGGACGGAGUCCGCAGAGAGGACUCUCCCUGUUAGCAUCCACUCUGUUUGUAGCUACGUUAGCUCUGUCAUUAAGGCACUUCACAACGCCUGCUGGACGCACAAAAGCAGAGGAGAUCCGUCACGUUUACUGCAACACAGACGAGUGAAGCAGCGAAAUAAGUAACAUUUCGGGUGAAUGAUACCGGUGGAGAUGUAUAACAAGCUGCAUUGGACACUGAGGACCAACCUGGCAGCCAGCCUAUCAACUGACAGCUGUCACCGCACCUAGCUGCUUAGCUAACUAGCUUGGUGAGCUAACUGCUAACAAGUGUUUUCUCGGGCUUGUUGCCUUGGCUAAAUUAGCCGCCAGAGCCGCUCUCGGUUCGGAGUGUGGAAGCGGUGACUUCCGCUUGGACGUUCAGUUUUAGUGUUUUCUAAACGAGUACAGACUCUGCCUGCUGUUCGAACCAUGAGUUAGCUAAGGCGCGUCGCACCGCAGUGUGUGGAAUAGUUUGAGGUCCAGCUAGGUAGCGAGCAUUUAGCUUUGACGCUAGCCGACGGCAUUCAUUCAAUCGUCGGAACAACUGCUGAGCCCUCGACACCAGCACCUCAACUACAGAACGACCGGGGACCUGUUGUAUCCAAACCCGAUUAUUGUUCCGACACUUUUCCUGGACUCGACCGUGCUUUGUUUAACGUCGGGGAGGAGAAAUGAAGAAAUUUUUCGACUCUCGCCGGGAGCUGGUGGGUUCCGGGCCUGGCUCCGGAGUAGGUGGAGGAGGAGGCGGUGGUUCCGGCGGCGGUGGCAGCUUCAUCGGACGGGUCUUCACCAUUGGACGAUAUCAAGUGACCGUCGAGGAAAUCGUCGCCGAAGGAGGUUUUGCCAUCGUGUUUUUGGUACGGACUCAUCAAGGUGUACGUUGUGCGCUGAAAAGGAUGUAUGUCAACGAUGAACAUGAUUUACAAGUCUGCCAGCUUGAGAUACAGAUAAUGAGGGACCUAGUGGGGAACAAAAACAUAGUUGGUUUCCUGGACUCCAGUAUAUCUGCAGUUGGAGCUGGCGAUGUGUGGGAAGUCCUAAUCUUAAUGGACUUCUGUCGAGGCGGGCAGGUGGUCAACCUAAUGAACCAGCGGUUGCAAACAGGCUUCACUGAAGCCGAGGUGUUACAGAUCUUUUGUGACACGUGUGAAGCAGUCGCUCGCCUCCACCAGGGCCCGGCUCCAAUAGUCCAUCGCGAUCUCAAGGUGGAAAACAUUCUUCUACACGACCGGGGACACUACGUGCUCUGUGAUUUUGGAAGUGCCACCAACUGCUUUCAAAACCCUCAGACAGAGGGCGUCGCAGUUGUGGAGGAAGAAAUCAAAAAGUACACUACUCUGUCAUACCGCGCUCCAGAAAUGGUCAACCUCUACGCCGGAAUGAUUAUCACAACAAAGGCAGAUAUUUGGGCCAUGGGUUGUCUACUCUACAAACUGUGCUACUUCACGCUUCCUUUUGGGGAGAGCCAAGUGGCUAUUUGUGAUGGAAGUUUCACAAUCCCAGACAAUUCCCGCUACUCCCACGACAUGCACUGUCUGAUCAGGUACAUGCUGGAACCUGACCCAGAAAAGAGACCAGACAUCUACCAAAUAUCCCACUUUGCCUUUAAACUGGCUCGACGAGAGUGUCCAGUCCCAAAUGAACACAAUUCACCUAUUCCUGCAAAACUCCCCGAGCCUGUCCGAGCCAGUGAAGCAGUGGCCAAAAAGAGUCAAACCAAAGCCAGGAUCACAGACCCCGUUCCAACCUUGGAAACCUCGAUUGCACCUCGGCAACGACCGAAGGCUGGCCAGGCUCAGCCCCAGCCGAUAUCGGGCAUUCUUCCCAUCCAGUCCGCUCUCACCCCACGCAAGAGACCCAAUGCGGGUACACCACAGGCAAUAGGUGUUGGCAUCAAUGUCCCAGCUGCUGUCCAAGCGGUCCAACAGGCUCCUGUUGCACAGGCUGCAGCGUCAUCAGCUCAGACCGCCAACAUGCAGCAACAGGCCACACUGCAACAUCAGCAGCUCCUCAUGAAGCAGCAGCAGCAGCAGCAGCAGCAGCAAGCCGCAGCCUUCUUAAGCCCACAGAGCAACCAGCAGCAUCAACUGGUUCAGAGCCUCGUCCAGCAGCAGCAAAUACAAAAAGCGCCUCAGGCGUGUAGCGUGCUGCCGUCCAAACAUAAACCUGUUCCUCCAGUUAUUACCUUGCAACACCAGCAGCAUAUAGCCGCUGUCCAUGAAACUGCAGCUUCUCAUCUGACCCCCAUUCCUGAGUCUGCAGUCGUCCCUGCGGCUGACCCAGAGAAGGCUGGUCAUGUGACUCACAGAGUCGGGUCAUUGACGCCUCCCUCGUCGCCAAAGAUGGCGCCCAAAAGCGGUCACAGGCGCAUACUGAGCGACGUCACGCACAGCGCCGUGUUCGGGGUUCCAGUCAGCAAGUCCACCCAGCUUCUCCAGGCUGCCGCAGCUGAGGCUAGCCUCAACAAGUCCAAAUCAGCCAGCACCACUCCAUCCGGCUCCCCUUGCUCGUCCCAGCAGAGUGUGUAUCAUGCGGGUGGCGCUGACGCCCCGGCAGCUCCUGCUGCGCCCGACACUCAGCCGAGCUGGAACCCCUUUGGGGAUGAUAACUUCUCCAAACUAACAGCAGAGGAGCUCCUUAACAAAGACUUUGCCAAGCUGGCUGAGGCUGCUGCAGCAGCAGAGAAGACUACGGGCUCCAUUGAAAAUCUCAUUCCAGGGCUCAUUGCUUUUCCAGCUGAAAGAUCUGCAGACAUCCUCACUGCAGGUCCAGCGUUGUUGACUGCCCCGGACCCUCUUAAUAGCCUCUCCCUCUCAGACACCACAGAGAAGCUGAUUAAGGGACUGAAGUCCCCUGAACCUUCUCUGCUGCUCCCUGACCUCUUAACCCUGGCCAACCCCUUCGGUACUGCCGCAGAGAGCUCCAUCAACGACUCCCUCACAGGGGAGGACUCGUUGCUGGGUUGCGACCUUCUGUCUCAUACUUGUCCUCCUGCAAACCAGUCUGUUUCUGCUCUGCCUUCCUCCUCCUGCUCCUCUGCUCACCCCGGCUGCAGCUCUGGAUCUUGUCUGGAGGAGCUGCUGCCUGGUCAGGUGGCUUCUGACUCUGCUUUCCUCAUGUCGUGUGGGGAGAAGGGCAACGGAGACGAGUUUGACCCUAUUCCUGUGCUCAUCUCCAAAAACUCAAACCAAGGUGGCCACUCUCCCAGCAACAGUGGCAGUUCAGAGUCCAGCCUCCCCAACUUGGCCCGAUCCCUUCUGCUGGUGGAUCAGCUCAUCGACCUCUAGAGGGGGUGGGAGAGGUCGAAGGGGCAGUGUGCAAUCCUAACUGAGGGAUGGGAGGAGGGUAGGGGAUGUAGUUGGGGAAGCUGGGACACUUGGCGUAGCACCUUAUGAGAACCGAGGAGUCAGCAUAGAUCUGUUUGGUGGAACCUCUCUCUUCAUGUGCCUCCUUGGCCUCGAUUCCAUCUCUAGUUGCCUGAUAAGCUGGCUUAUUGUAUCCCGGCUGGCGGCUGACAUUCCCACGCUGUAAAAACACCUUUUCAUUAAUGCCCGAGCAUAUCUCUUGCUUCUCUCCCAGCUACACCAUGGUCUUCCUCAUGCUUUGCUCAUAUUCGCAUUAACUUCCCUCAUUGAGUGCACGGUGCCAUGGUGGCUGAUCACGAGCACACGCUAGACUGCUUGAUCACAGCCGCACACUGUGCUUGUUUAAGGCUGAAGCUUUAUUAAACAAGCCACCUUCAGGCAUGCUCAUUUGUGUCAGGGGUCAGACUGAGGAGCGAGGAGGUAAUGCUGGAGACCUUUGGGCCGUCUUUACACAUUCCUAUGUUGUGGUUUACUGUUGGAGGCUCUGAGGAGAGUCUGUACCAUCUUAGCCUUUCUCUGCUAGAAUUCCAAUAUAGAUCAGAAAUCCACUGCUAUUUAUUGAAGCUAACUUAGCACAUAUAUUCACAACUGCAGCUUCAGCAAAUCCCCGAAUGGGAUGUUAAGCAGGGAAUCUUUUCCCCUAAAAUUACACCUGAAUCGGGGGUAGUCCGCAUUAAUAUGGCUGAUAAAUCAAGCUCCAUUGCAAUUAUAGAAACCUUUUUUAGGAUUUAGUUGACUCUAGUUUUUCUUUUAAUAAUUCCAUUACAUGUAAGGUCAUAAACUGGCCAUGGUAUACUUGACCCAUUGUAAAGAUCGCACAGCCAAAACAAAAGGGAAUCCGAUCAUUUGCCCUGCAGCCAUACCAAAGCUAAAGGAACUAUUUCAUAAUUCUGGUGUUCGUUAUGCGUCAGCCCACGCUGGGGGUCAGUAAGAAUGAGCAGACUUUGAGAAGCGGAUACCGAGGUACAACGUGGAUGUCAUUGAGCUAUUUGUGCUAACAAAUGAGUUUUAUACAAAGGUCAGAGAGAACAGACCUCCCCCUUGCCUAUCCACGCUACCCUUUCCACGGUCGCUGAGGUCAUUUGGCCAACGCGUCGUUCAUUUUAGCCAGAAGAGACUAAAUCAUUUACAUGUACAUAAAAUCACAGUUAGUGUUUUCUCUUGUCAGCAUUGGUAAAAGUGGACUUUUUUGUGUGUAAUAUUUAAAGGCAUUGUCUCUAUUAUCGUAUGAAUAAAUGUGGCUGUUAUUUAAGGACCUUUUAGAAUGAAUGUAUGAACUGACGACCGUUGUCAAAUAUGUAAAAUUUACGAGGAUAUAUAGAUUAAAAAAAAUAUUUGUGUAAUGAAGCUGUAGUUUGCGAAGAUGUUGCCUCGCUCCUCUGUCCAGAGUCCCUCUGUGCUUUCUCCCCCUUUGUGUCACGUAUUAAGUUAGUGGUUUUGCUUUGUAAGUCAUAAUUGAUACAAAUGUGUUCAUGUAAUUGUAAUAUCUCUCUACAGCAUUUCUGUACAUAAUACUGGGUCGUGUAAGUUAUUGUACAUUACUGUGAGAGACAGCAGUAACGAACAGCUAAUGACGGAAGUAACCUGAUAUCUCUGUAGCAUCUCUGACAACUGUUCUCAAUUAUUUGGGUUAAGAAAGGCGUGAAUUGGGAAGAACACCUGUUCAAGUUGUUUUAAGUCUGAUCUUUAAUCUGGCAUUGCGAGUAAUAUCUUUCAUUUUGGCUUUUCUCUAGCCAAGCAAGGUCUAUUGAAUACUCAUAAAUCUAUCUUUAGGGCCCAUUUCACCGUAGAAAACCAAACUACAUACAUACAAAUUGAAAACAUUUCUGCCGAAAUACCAUCGCUGGCGUAUACGCUUAUGCAUAAAGAGUUUUCCCCAGUAAUGCGUAUUGUGAAGGUUAGUCUAACGUUAGAUAGCAAUAGUAAUGUUUGCAUGGGUUGAUGCAACUAUGAUUUUUUUUUUUUCUUUGCAACGAAUGUUUUUUUAGUUAAGUCAUUUGCAUUUUUGUGGCUAAUCUAUGCAAUCCUACAUUAACGCUUCAUGUUCUUAUCAGACACCACAGUGCUGUAUCCUGUAGCGUUUUCGCCUUCGCCGUAGAGUUUAACUUGUGUUGCUGUGUUAAACCAUGUACUUGUUGUGCUGGUUGGGCUGAUAUGGCGCCAGGUAUAGAAAUUACUUAUAUCAAAAUGUUUGACCUAAUUUGGCAGGCGUUCAGCUGCCAAAGCAGGGACAUUGUGGAGUGUGGACUUCUAUUUUUAUGAAUCACGGUUUAGAAUGAGAAAUGAUGAAUAAAACGCAUUAUUGUGAGUGUAAAA